AACAACAUUAAGAAGAAGUCUCCAAACUUGACUUGACCAUUUCCAUUAUGUUGGUUAAGUCCUAAAUGCUCAAACACAGCGUAACCAACGCCAAGUCUUUCUCAGGAAUCUUCUCAAGAAUCUUUGUUGAUUUUUUGGUAAGUUGCAACGGAAUUGUUAUGGUGUAUCGCUGUGUUGGACAUACACAACUUCCUUUCACCGACGUCCAAACGGAGGUAUGAGAGGCAGAGGAUUGAAGAUCAGAAUGCCAUCCAUUGGCAAUGAUCUAGUGAAGCAAGAUUUUUCUCCACCUAACAUGGAUGAUAUUCAGCGGUGGAUGGCAGCCGCUUUUGAUUUGGCUACAGAGGCUUUGGAAAAUGGUGAAGUACCUGUUGGUUGUCUCAUGGUAUACAGAAAUGAGGUUCUUGGCAAAGGAGGAAAUGAAGUGAAUGACACCAAAAAUGCAACUCGCCAUGCAGAGAUGGUGGCCUUUGAUCAUGUGGUGGAGUGGUGUUGUUCUAGAGAUCUUAAUCUCAAUCAGGUCUGUGCACAGACCACACUCUAUGUGACUGUUGAGCCCUGCAUCAUGUGUUCCUCAGCUCUGCGCUUACUCAAUAUCCCCCUGAUUGUGUACGGCUGCAGGAAUGAAAGGUUUGGUGGCUGUGGCUCUGUUCUUAGCAUUGCCUCAGACGAUGAACUGCUCACUGGCUCAUCCUUUAAGUGUAUUUCUGGCUAUCAAGCAGAGGAGGCGGUUGAAAUGCUCAAAAGAUUUUACAAGCAAGAAAAUCCAAACGCUCCAAAAUGUAAGGUGAGGAAAGUCUAGACAUGAUGCUGAUUGUGGGCUGUGAUUAUCCAGCAGUGGAGCCAAAGCACAGCACAAGCAUCAGUGGACAUCUUUCAAGACCACCGGCUUUCAACAACCCUAAUAGUAACUUUAGGACUUUGUAUAUGGAGAAAAGCCAUCUGGUAGGUGGGUAUUGAGUCUAAAAGAUAAUCCUAAGAAGGCUUUUUGAUCCAGUUUCACCUAAUAAAACAAAUAGUUUUCAUUA
This is a messenger RNA of Clupea harengus (Atlantic herring), 1028 nucleotides long. It is a transcript of the gene adat2, whose product is annotated as adenosine deaminase tRNA specific 2. Gene Ontology annotation, cellular component: nucleus; cytoplasm. Gene Ontology annotation, molecular function: tRNA-specific adenosine-34 deaminase activity. Gene Ontology annotation, biological process: tRNA wobble adenosine to inosine editing. The record is from RefSeq and is a predicted model, not a curated record. NCBI's taxonomy places the organism in Eukaryota, Metazoa, Chordata, Actinopteri, Clupeiformes, Clupeidae.